This is a messenger RNA of Daktulosphaira vitifoliae (grape phylloxera), 2089 nucleotides long. RefSeq names its product arginyl-tRNA--protein transferase 1 (gene Ate1). The transcript is spliced from 11 exons. The record is from RefSeq and is a predicted model, not a curated record. Gene Ontology annotation, cellular component: cytoplasm. Gene Ontology annotation, molecular function: arginyl-tRNA--protein transferase activity. Gene Ontology annotation, biological process: protein arginylation. Lineage: Eukaryota; Metazoa; Arthropoda; Insecta; Hemiptera; Phylloxeridae. Bases 416 to 2089 code for a protein of 557 amino acids.
ACAAAUAUUAUAUCAAUAACAAUUUAUCAAUAUUCUACCUAAUAGGGCGAUCCUCUAGAUUAUGUGUUUAUAUAUAUACAUAUAUUUAUGCUAUUAUACCUUUAUAACUUUCAAUUUCCUUAAAAACGUCGAUUUUGUGAAUGACAUCUGAAAUGUUUUCGACUUAAUAAGCAAAACAUUGAUAAGAAUGAAUUCGCUGACCUUAUCUUGUAAGGCAUAGUUCUGAUAAAAUAUUAAAAAAUACUACAAUGAAAAUCUAUUCCAUUGAAAAGUAUAUUGUAAUAUAUGUUUUGAUCAAUACAUCAUGAUUUAGAAUAAUAUUUUUGAUACUUAUUCAGAAUUUUUCAAAUUAAAACCUGCUUAAUCAUUCAUUGGAAAUAACUUGAAUUUUUAUAACAUAUAAAUAAUAGUUAUUAUGUCUAAUAAUAAUAGAAGUGUUAUAUUUUAUAAUGGUAAUCGCGAGAAGUCAAAUUGUGGUUACUGCAAAAAGGAUAAAUCAAGCUAUAGUAAUGGAAUGUGGGCUUCUAGUUUAACAGUUCAAGCCUAUCAAGAACUAGCAGACCGUGGGUGGCGCCGUAGUGGAAAAUAUUGUUAUAAGCCUACUAUGGAAAAAACUUGCUGUCCAUUGUAUACUAUAAGUUGUAAUGCGCUUAAAUUUGAACUUUCGAAAUCACAAAAAAAAAUUAUCAAGAGAGUAACUAAAUUUCUAAAAAGUGGGAAGCAAGGAAAACAUAGUGAAUACUUAAAUGAAACAAGAGAACCUCAAAUAAAAUUUGAUAUGUUAGGUAUUCAUAGACUAGAUGAGAAAAUGGAAGUUAUAAAAACUGACAGAGAUAAUAUUGAAUCAAUUACAUCAGCUAAUGAUUUAAUAAAUAAUCAAUCUGCUACAACUUCUCGCACCUUGUUAAAAUCAGAGAAUAACAAAUUAAGUUCAAUAAAUGAAUUAAAUAACUCUAAAAAUCUUAAAAUAUCUUCAGAAAACAAAAUUGUUAAACCAGGUGUAGGAGCUAAUCCCAAAUUGCCUAAAUGUAAAAAAAAAAAGUUAAUCCGUAUGGAGAAGAAACUUGCUAAAAAUCCUAAUGCUGAUAUUAAAAAAACAUUACUAUCUCGUGAGAAAAAUCUUGAAGAUUUAAUUUCUGAAAAUGAUGUUAUAAUUGAUAAUAGAGUACAUAAAUUGAAAGUGUCUUUGAUUAAGACCGGCACAUUGGAGUUUGCGCAAACUUUUUCAGCUGGGGCUUCCCUUUUUGCCAAAUAUCAAAUGGCUGUACAUAGUGACCAACCAAAUGAUUGUGAUACGGAACAAUAUAUAGAAUUUCUUGUUGAUUCGCCUUUACAGUUUGAGAAAGCAGAUAACCCUAAUCAUCCUGGUUAUGGAUCAUUUCAUCAGCAAUAUUGGCUUGAUGAUAAAUUAAUAGCUGUUGGUGUUUUAGAUAUUUUACCAAAAUGCAUUUCUUCUGUUUAUUUAUUUUACGAUCCAGAUUAUUCACAGUUAGUUUUAGGAACCUACAGUUCCUUAAGGGAGAUAAAUUUAGUAAGACAAUUACACCAUUUAUCACCUGAAUUAAAGUAUUACUAUAUGGGCUUUUAUAUUCAUUCAUGCCCAAAAAUGCGUUAUAAAUCUAAAAUAAGACCAUCUUACUUAUUGUGUCCAGUUCGAUAUACUUGGCAUAAAAUUGAUUCUUGUUUACCUAAACUUGAUCAAGCAAAAUAUGUUGUAUUUGAUGAAUCGAAAGAUGAAAACUCUACCAAUACAGAGGAUAGUAUUUUUAUUACAUGGUAUCAAAUGUUGAUAGAUGAUAAUCAGAACUAUCUCGACAGAUGUUUGGUUAGCAUAUCCUAUUCAACUAUAUUUAAUAGUUUUAAUCAGCAAUUUUCAAUAUUAGAGGAUGGUAUUAAAAAAAGUAAUAAUUUAAAAAUGGUCAAAAUUAUUCAGUUGGCAAAAGUUCUAAUACUAUAUUGUGGAAAAUUAAUGAAAUAUUCUGUUUUUAAGAGAAAAUAUGAUACUGACAUUGAAAAUAAUAUAAAAGAAUAUAUAAAAUUGGUUGGAUCAAAUCUUGCAAGGUUGUUGAUAUAUUGCGUUAUAGAUUAA